Messenger RNA from Oncorhynchus gorbuscha (pink salmon), 6051 nucleotides. Its product is annotated as calcium-dependent secretion activator 1. Gene Ontology annotation, cellular component: glutamatergic synapse. The transcript has 34 exons. NCBI's taxonomy places the organism in Eukaryota, Metazoa, Chordata, Actinopteri, Salmoniformes, Salmonidae. Gene Ontology annotation, biological process: positive regulation of exocytosis; synaptic vesicle exocytosis; dense core granule exocytosis. The record is from RefSeq and is a predicted model, not a curated record. The coding region runs from base 523 to 4767 and encodes 1414 amino acids.
AUUCCCGGUACCUUCCAGUGGUAUCUUCCCAAUCCGCGCGUUGCUUAGCAGGAAGCGGCCAUCGAUAGUUUUCUAUUGACAAAUCGCAUCAGGAAAAUAAGUGAAAGUCGAUGGUUGUCCGUUCUUUCUAUCUUUCAUCCGACACCUUCCCGUUCUCAUAGAUAGCAUCCUAGCAAAUCCCCGACGGUGACUGGAGAGUUAAAACGCUGAAACCGCGUAGCCUAAGCAACUACAAUUUUCUUUCGCUCGAAUUCAGUCACUUUUUGUGCGAACAGUUUUGAGCUACUCUCGUUCAACAUCAGUCGCGCGCUUUCGUAAUUCCUCUCCUCAACUGACAUUUCCUGUUUUAAAUAUAGUUUAUCUGGAUUUUUUUCUACUUUUUUCCCCACUGGCGUUGCCAACGCAACACAGAUAGCCUGUCUCUAAACGCAGUCGUUCUUCGAAAAAACCUCCUGUGGCACUGAGACACAUUGGUGUACGCUUUCUCCCCUGUCUAGAUAGUCUCCACCCAAGACCAACAAUAUGUUGGACCCAUCUUCCAGUGAAGAGGAAGCGGAUGAGAUAGUGGAAGAAGAAGGCAAAGAGGUGAUGGCACCAAAGACCGGGGGAGCACGGGUGUCACCCAGCCGGACCACCGACAGUUCUGGUGGGCUCCAGCCCUCGAGCCGGGGAAGCAGCGCUUGUGCGUCCAACCCCAGCCCCUCGGCGGCCAGCGAGAAGGAGAAAGAUGAUCUGGAAAAGAUGCAGAGGGAAGAGGAAGAGCGAAAGAAGAGGCUCCAGCUCUAUGUCUUUGUGAUGCGCUGCAUUGCCUAUCCUUUUAAUGCCAAGCAACCCACCGACAUGGCAAGACGACAACAGAAGAUCAGUAAGCAGCAGUUACAGACGGUGAAGGAGCGUUUCCAGGCUUUCCUCAGUGGUGACACCCAGAUAGUGGCAGACGAGGCCUUCAUCAAUGCAGUCCAGAGCUACUAUGAUAUAUUCCUGAAGAGUGACCGUGUGUCCCGGAUGGUCCAGAGUGGAGGCUGCUCGGCCAGUGACUCGCGGGAGGUUUUCAAGAAGCACAUUGAGAAGCGUGUCCGUAGCCUGCCGGAGAUCGACGGCCUAAGUAAGGAGACAGUGCUCAGCUCCUGGAUGGCCAAGUUUGACACAAUCUACCGCGGAGAGGAUGACCCCAGGAAGCACCAGCAGCGGAUGACAGCCAGUGCAGCCUCAGAGCUCAUCCUCAGUAAGGACCAGCUCUACGAGAUGUUCCAGUCCAUCCUGGGCAUCAAGAAGUUUGAGCACCAGCUCCUCUACAAUGCCUGUCAGCUUGAUAACCCAGACGAGCAGGCUGCACAGAUCAGGAGAGAACUGGACGGACGACUGCAGAUGGCUGAUCAGAUCGCCAGGGGCGGCAAGUUUCCCAAGUUUGUGUCCAAAGAGAUGGAGGCCAUGUUCAUAGAGGAGCUGAGAUCCUCAGUGAACCUGCUGAUGGCUAACCUGGAGAGCAUGCCCGUGUCCAAGGGAGGAGAGUUCAAACUGCAGAAGCUCAAACGAGGGCACAACACCUCCAUCAUAGACAUGGGCCAGGAGGAUGAGAACACGCUGUCCAAGUCUGAUGUGGUGCUCUCCUUCACUCUGGAGGUUGUGAUUGUGGAGGUUCAGGGGUUGAAGUCGCUGGCGCCCAAUCGGAUCGUCUACUGCACCAUGGAGGUGGAGGGGGGGCAUAAGCUCCAGACUGACCAGGCCGAGGCCUCCAAACCAACCUGGGGGACCCAGGGGGACUUCACCACUACACACCCCCUGCCUGCUGUCAAGGUGAAGUUGUUCACUGAGAGCACAGGAGUCCUGGCCCUGGAGGACAAAGAGCUUGGCAGGGUGGUACUCCAUCCGACCCCUAACAGUCCCAAACAGUCCGAACUACACAAGAUGUCCGUGUCCAAAGGCUGCCCUGACAGUGACCUGAAGAUCAAACUGGCCAUCCGCAUGGACAAGCCACAAAACAUGAAGCACUGUGGGUACCUAUGGGCUAUUGGUAAAAAUGUGUGGAAGAGAUGGAAGAAGAGAUUCUUUGUCUUGGUGCAGGUGAGCCAGUACACCUUUGCCAUGUGCAGCUACAGAGAGAAGAAGGCAGAGCCUGUGGAGCUGCUUCAACUGGACGGCUACACUGUAGACUACACCGACCCUCAGCCAGGUCUUGACGGUGGGAGGACCUUCUUCAAUGCAGUAAAGGAAGGUGACACUGUGAUCUUUGCCAGUGAUGACGAGCAGGACCGCAUCCUGUGGGUCCAGGCUAUGUACCGGGCCACGGGCCAGUCCCACAAGCCAAUCCCCCCCACCCAGGUCCAGAAACUCAACAACAGAGCAGGCUCCGCACCUCAGCUAGACGCACCCAUCUCCCAGUUCUACGCGGACCGGGCGCAGAAACAUGGCAUGGAUGAGUUCAUCUCAGCCAACCCCUGCAGCUUUGACCACUCCUCUCUGUUUGAGAUGGUGCAGCGCCUCACCCUGGACCACAGACUCAAUGACUCCUACUCCUGUUUGGGUUGGUUCAGUCCAGGCCAGGUGUUUGUCAUGGAUGAGUACUGUGCUCGUAAUGGUGUGCGGGGGUGUCACAGACACCUGUGUUACCUGGGUGACCUGCUGGAGAGAGCAGAGAACGGGGCUAUGAUUGACCCCACCCUGCUGCACUACAGCUUUGCCUUCUGUGCCUCACACGUCCAUGGCAACAGUCAGAGACUGUCUGAGUUGCUAAACUGGCCUGUAAACGAGGCAGAGCUUCAGAGUUACCUUUACCCCCCCACCCCAGAGCCCCCCACACCCUCUAAGAGGGAAAUCAAAAUCAAGGAGUUUAGGAAAAAAAAGGACUCCAAGUCCCAGGCUGUCUCUUGGCCCAGAAGGCCUGACGGGAUAGGGACGGUGACUGUGGAGGAGAAGGAACGCUUUGAGGAUAUCAAAGAGAGGCUGCGUGUUCUGCUGGAGAACCAGAUCACACACUUCAGGUACUGUUUUCCAUUUGGUCGACCGGAGGGGGCCCUGAAAGCCACUUUGUCCCUGCUUGAGAGGGUGCUGAUGAAGGAUAUUGUGACUCCUGUGCCCCAGGAGGAGGUGAAGACAGUCAUCCGUAAAUGUCUGGAGCAGGCAGCCUUGAUCAACUACCAGCGCCUCUCAGAAUACGCCAAAGUAGAAGGGAAAAAGAGAGAAAUGUAUGAGCAUCCUGUCUUCUGCUUGGCGUCUCAAGUGAUGGAUUUAACCAUUCCGGAGAAAACUCAGAAAGAUAAGAAAGAUCAUCAGGAUCCAGAGAAUGUAGGGCGCUUAGUCACCCCAGCCAAAAAGCUGGAGGACACCAUCCGCCUGGCCGAAUUGGUCAUUGAGGUUCUCCAACAGAAUGAGGAGCAUCAUGCAGAGGCUACAGUCACAAGUACUGGAAAUCAGUCGGGCAAAGAGGCGUUUGCGUGGUGGUCUGACCUGAUGGUGGAGCACGCGGAGACCUUCCUGUCUCUGUAUGCGGUGGACAUGGACGCUGCUCUGGAGGUGCAGCCCCCUGACAGCUGGGACAGCUUCCCUCUCUUCCAGCUCCUCAACGACUUCCUGAGGACCGACUAUAAUCUGUGCAACGGGCAGUUCCAUAGACACCUGCAGGACCUGUAUGCCCCCCUUGUGGUGCGAUAUGUGGACCUCAUGGAGUCAUCUAUCGCCCAGUCCAUCCACAGGGGCUUCGAGAGGGAGUCAUGGGAGCCUGUCAAGAGCCUAACAAGUAAUCUUCCUGAUUUGAGUCUACCAAAUGUCAAGCUCCAAAUGCCCAAAGUACCAAAUCUACCACCAGUUAGCCUUCUAACAAUGCCUAGCUUUUCUACACCCAACUGGAUGGCAGCUACAUGUGACUCAGAUAAUGGCUCGGGGACAUCCGAGGAUCUGUUCUGGAAGCUGGAUGCGCUGCAGACCUUCAUCAGAGACCUGCACUGGCCUGAGGAGGAGUUUGGCAAACACCUGGAGAGCAGGCUCAAACUCAUGUCCAGCGACAUGAUUGAGUCCUGUGUCAAACGAACGAGGGUGGCCUUUGAGGCCAAGCUCCAGAAGAGCAGUCGGACCACAGACCUCCGCGUGCCUCAGUCCAUCUGCACCAUGUUCAACGUGAUGGUGGAUGCCAAGGCCCAGUCAGCCAAGCUGUGUGCCAUGGAGCUGGGACAGGAGUUUGUUAGAGAUUGGAGACAGUACCAUUCCCAAAUCGACGCUCUCAUAGAGGAGACUGUGAAGGAGAUGAUCACCUUACUGGUAGCAAAGUUUGUGGUCAUUCUAGAGAGUGUCCUAGCCAAACUGUCCAGAUACGACGAGGGCACUCUCUUCUCCUCCUUCCUCUCUUUCACAGUGAAAGCUGCAUCAAAGUAUGUGGAUGUACCUAAGCCUGGGAUGGACAUUGCAGACGGUUACGUGACCUUUGUGCGCCAUUCUCAGGACAUGCUGCGGGAUAAGGUCAAUGAGGAGGUGUAUGUAGAAAGGUUAUUUGCCCAAUGGUACACCAGCACCAUGAACCUCCUGGGUAUGUGGCUGACUGACCGGAUGGACCUACAGCUCCAUGUCUACCAACUCAAGAUCCUCAUCAGAGUAGUCAAGAAAAAGUACCGUGACUUCCGGCUGCAGGGCGUCCUGGACUCCACACUAAACAGCAAGAUGUAUGACACGGUGCGGAACAGACUGACCCUGGAGGAGGCCACGGCGUCGGUGAGGGAAGGAGGGAUGUCGGGCAUAUCCAUGAAGGACAGUGAUGAAGACGACGAUGAUGACUAGAUCAACAUCACCGGAUGGAGCCUGCGAAUCAAUGCAUGUACCAACUUUGUUAACCACUGGACCAAUCUUAUAGGGUUAUUAUUUUCCACUGUCAGAUAGAUAGAAAUACCCACAAAGGAACAACAAUACAAAUUAGUAACCAAAUACAUCAAUUAUAAUGAUAUUAGUUAUUAUAAUUAUAAAAUAUAUAUAUUUAUGUGUUGAACUAAAAAAGUAUAGGUGUUUUACAAAAAAGUUAACAUUUGCCUAGCAUUCACUCUUGAAUGUUCCUAAGCAAUAUGGAGAGCCAUGUAUGCGAUGUUGAGUACCAUGAUUAGGGAUAAUGCUUGGUGUGUACCUGUUGAAUGCAAACCUGUUGAGGCGCUUUGCUAACGUACUGUGAAUACAGUAAUGGUACAUCAUUGUGAGGAGGAGAGUAACAUCACCUAUUGUUCUCAUUCAUCUCAGAGCGUAUGUCUACUGCCUAAAGGGAACCAGACUACAGACAGCCAGGCAACCUGUUUGUAUCUAGAUUACAAUAUAUUAUAAAAAGUAGCUAUCCAUUCUCUCUCGUCUCUUAACAUCAAUGUAGAAUUGACUUUGUUGACUCAAUUCAAUACUCAAUACUACAACAUUUUCCCUCACUGGCAAAACAUUUAGCCACAUUUUUUUAAAUUAGUUCUUUUAGAAAUGCAAUAUUUUCAUUGUUUCAUUGUUAUAUCUUGUUGAUGUAUUUAUUGAUAAUUUAUGUUUUUUAAAACAUACAUUUUUUAAAAAAUAUGUCAUAUUUGAGUUAUAAUAGCAAUUAUAGCACAAGGAUAUUCAAUCACAAAGGGAAAAGAGACUUUCUUCUGUGUCCCGUAUACUUCCGCCAUUCCAGGUGAUUAUGUGUGUCCACACUUUUAUAUCUUUAUUGUGUCUGCCAGUAUUUCCUCUGCCGCUGAUGUUGUUUUGUAUAUACACAUACUGUACAUUGCCCUGCGUGUAGUUACUGAAUGUCCCAGGUAUCCUCUUCUCUCCAGAAGUGUGUUUGUUCUCAGUGUGCAGUUACUGAAUGUCCCAGGUAUCCUCUUCUCUCCAGAAGUGUGUUUGUUCUCAGUGUGCAGUUACUGAAUGUCCCAGGUAUCCUCUUCUCUCCAGAAGUGUGUUUGUUCUCAGUGUAAAGUUACUGAAUGUCCCAGGUAUCCUCUUCUCUCCAGAAGUGUGUUUGUUCUCAGUGUGCAGUUACUGGUGGAGUAAUUUUGCUUCUGCCUUAUGGGAGCCUAUAGAACUGGGGCCCACAAAGUGAAAAUAAAAGUAUCUGUA